AUGACUGCAAUUAUCACCUCGUUGUCUUUUCCAUUUCCUAUCCCUGAAUAUACAGGCACAAAUAUAGGCUGGUUGGCAGGUUGGCAGGUUGACAACAUAGACAUAGACAGACAAGACUCUCGGUCGGCUUUGUCCGGAUCUGACAGUAGGGUCGGAAACACAGAGAAAAAGGACCCACAACCAUCUCAACAAAGAACGAUCCGGUAG
Phycomyces blakesleeanus NRRL 1555(-) is the source of this 207-nucleotide messenger RNA. RefSeq lists its product as hypothetical. The record is from RefSeq and is a predicted model, not a curated record. The transcript has 2 exons. Bases 1 to 207 code for a protein of 68 amino acids. NCBI's taxonomy places the organism in Eukaryota, Fungi, Mucoromycota, Mucoromycetes, Mucorales, Phycomycetaceae.